AUGGCUAAUCUCUCCACCCAGAUCACCGUUCUAGAAUUCAGAGAAAAUAAUAUACAUGGAAGCAUCCCUUCAGGUAUUGGAAACCUCAUCAAUAUGGAGUACUUGGAUAUGGGGAAGAAUGAUAUUACAGGCAAUAUUCCAGUGCAAAUUGGGAUGCUUCGUAGGUUGCAGGCCUUGUACUUGGACUCCAAUAGGAUCUCCGGACAAAUUCCAUCUUCAAUUGGUAAUUUGACCCUUUUGAACAGUCUUGAUUUUGGGGAGAAUAACUUAGAUGGACAUAUUCCUCCCUCUCUUGGAAAUUGUCAACGGUUGUCAGACAUGAGUCUUUAUCAUAACAACCUUAAUGGCUCAAUACCCAAAGAAGCUCUCUAUAUUUCCUCUAUUUUAAUCAUUCUAAACCUUGGUGACAAUCCUUUGACUGGCUCCCUACCUUCAGAAGUAGGCAACUUGAAGAACCUUGCCAUCUUAAUCGUUGCUAAGAACAGAUUAUCAGGAAGUAUCCCAGGCACUCUUGGGAAUUGUUUGCUACUAGAGAACAUUUUCAUGGAAGACAACCACUUUGAAGGAAUGAUUCCAGAGUCUCUGAGCGCCUUGAGAGGAUUACAAAGCUUGGAUAUUUCAAAUAAUAUGUUGUCUGGAGAAAUACCAGAAUUCCUUGGAACACUACACUUUCUCAUCUAUUUGAACCUGUCAUUCAAUGAACUCCGGGGUGAAGUUACAAAAAAUGGGAUUUUCAAUAAUGCAAGUGUGAUUGCAGUUGGUGGAAAUCAAAAACUCUGUGGAGGUAUAGCUGAAUUGAAGCUACCCACAUGCAUCAUCACAGCCUCCUCCAAGAGAAAGAGCCACUAUCUGCUUCUCGAAGUAAUAACCCCAGUGGUUGUUAUGGUACUUGUCUCAAUUCUAUUGUUAUCUUUCAUUGUUAGGCGUUAUUUGAGAAGGCCUCGCAGAAAUGAACAGUCUUCUGCACCACCAUUUCCUCAGCAUUUAACAAUUUCUUAUGCAGAGCUCCUUAAAGCAACAAAUGGCUUCUCUGAGGCAAAUUUGAUUGGUGUUGGAAGUUAUGGCUCCGUAUAUAAGGGAAUACUAGAUGAAAAUGAUGAAACAUUGAUUGCAGUGAAGGUUCUUAAUCUUGACCAAAGAGGAGCUGCAAAGAGUUUCAACUCUGAAUGUGAGGCCUUGAAAAAUAUUCGGCACCGGAACCUUGUCAAGAUGUUGAGUACCUGCUCCAGUAUUGACUUCCAUGGUAAUGAUUUCAAAGCUCUGAUUUUUGAGUUCAUGCCUAACGGAAGUCUUGAGAAAUGGCUGCAUCCAGAAGCGGAUGGGCACCAAGAGUUGAGGAAACUUAGCUUUAUGGAGAGACUAGGCAUAGCCAUUGAUAUAGCUUCUGCACUGGAAUAUCUGCACCACCAUUCCCAUGCAGCAAUAGUUCAUAGUGAUCUCAAGCCAGGCAAUGUUCUUCUGGAUGAAAAAUUGACAGCCCAUCUGAGUGAUUUUGGAUUAGCAAAUGUUCUUUCUGAGUUCUCUAUUAGUUCUGCAUCAAAUGGAACAAACUCUGCUGCAAUGAAAGGAUCUAUUGGGUAUAUUGCUCCAGAAUAUGCUAUGGGUGGCAAAGUGUCUACACAUGGAGACGUUUACAGUUACGGAAUACUAUUGCUGGAGAUGUUUACAGGGAAGAGACCAACUGAUGAAAUGUUCAAGGAUGGCCUAAGCCUUCACAGCUUUGCUGCUUUGCUAAAAUGGCUUGCCAAGAAAGAGUGA
Nelumbo nucifera (sacred lotus) is the source of this 1758-nucleotide messenger RNA. RefSeq lists its product as uncharacterized. Gene Ontology annotation, biological process: protein phosphorylation. The record is from RefSeq and is a predicted model, not a curated record. Gene Ontology annotation, molecular function: ATP binding; protein kinase activity. Lineage: Eukaryota; Viridiplantae; Streptophyta; Magnoliopsida; Proteales; Nelumbonaceae.